Styela clava is the source of this 3331-nucleotide messenger RNA. RefSeq lists its product as uncharacterized. Gene Ontology annotation, cellular component: nucleus; cytoskeleton; cytoplasm. Gene Ontology annotation, biological process: peptidyl-threonine phosphorylation; peptidyl-serine phosphorylation. Gene Ontology annotation, molecular function: ATP binding; protein serine/threonine kinase activity; protein serine/threonine/tyrosine kinase activity. The record is from RefSeq and is a predicted model, not a curated record. NCBI's taxonomy places the organism in Eukaryota, Metazoa, Chordata, Ascidiacea, Stolidobranchia, Styelidae.
ACAGGAAAUAUUGCAUCGUAAUGAGGCUAGCUAGCUAUAAACUUUAAAAUAAAAGAAUUUCUUUUCUAUUAGAUUACCUGACCUGAUAGUUUGCAAAUAUGACACCAAAAACGGCGCCACAUUCCCCUCGAAAAUCAAGUACUCCACCGCCAGUUUUUAAUUCUGCUUUGAAGCAUACCGUUAAAAGGACACGUUUAAAAAUCGGUUCAGGUCGUGUAUCGUUUGAUCCGACAUUGACUAACUUGCCAAAAUUUGAAAGCAGUUGGACAAAACGCAGUUAUGCAACAAAUUAUGACGUCAUCAAAACGUCAUUCGAUCUAGCCUCUGAUGGGACGACUGAUACACAGAAAAGACCGACACCGAUCGGAGCUUCACCAGCAAUGCUAAAUUUAACGUUUCCCGGAGAACACAAAGUGUCCCCGAAACCUUCAACCCUAAGUGGCCGAUCUAGGCAUUUAGUGCGUUCUGCCGCACACUGGAGUCGCCGAAUUCGGAUAUCUUCUGCAAUUGAUAAAGUAUACGAAACAAAACAGGACUUGGCGCAUUCGUCACCUCCAUUAAAACCAAAAGGAAGCAAACAUGUCCAUUUUUCCCCGGAGGUUAUUGUAAUUUAUGAUAAUAGGAAUUCCAGAGAUCCAGGCGGGUUUGCAAAGACUCAUCAUUUUCCACAAUCGGACAAUAUUCUACCACCAACAAAAGGAUAUCACCAUAAUUAUGGAAUCAGCGCUAAGCAAAAACAGCAUGGCGUUGGACUUCACCACACUGAUGGUUUCACGCAUCUGCCUCAACUCGCCGACCCACACCAUUCGCAUGUACAUACACAGCAACCAACUGGAAGUGGGACUCUUCCACACAAGUCCAACACAAUGUCAUUUCGAAGCAUCAACGCCGGAGGUGGUACAGGUGGACAUCAAUAUGGGACGCAUCAUCAGUACGGAGCCCCGAACAAAAAUCAGUCGUCCAAUGGAUAUUUAGAUUCAAAUGCAAGGAAUAAUGCUUUUGUAGGUCAUUACAAUAUUUUCAACAAAAUGGGAAGGCAAAAGAACAGAAAUGUUGGAGGAGGGGAUCUUGCAUCAUCAAGGGAAAAUAAAGUAGGAAGAAGUUUUGAAGGAUAUAAACUUCCUUUAUCUCCAGAAGGUUGUAUGAAAGGAUUUGGAUCUCGCCUGACAACAUAUGAACAAAAUGAAAUUCUAGAUUACCAAGAUAUUUGGUUUUUGGGGCUGGAAGGAAAGAAAAUCCACGGGGUUCAGGGUGCAUCACAAAAUGGUGGUUAUGACGAUGAAAAUGGAUCAUAUGUAAAGGUUCUUCAUGACCAUCUUAUGUAUCGAUAUGAAGUAUUGGAGGUUAUUGGAAAAGGUUCAUUUGGACAAGUGGUCAAAGCGUUGGAUCAUAAAACAAAUUCGUUAGUUGCAGUUAAAAUCAUACGAAACAAGAAAAGGUUUCAUCAUCAGGCGAUGGUGGAAGUAAAAAUUCUUGAUGCAUUGCGCAAAAAAGAUAAAGACGGUUCACUGAACGUGAUUCAUAUGUUGGAAUAUUUCAACUUCCGAAAUCAUCUUUGCAUAACAUUUGAACUUUUAGGAAUGAAUUUGUAUGAAUUAAUCAAGAAAAACAAUUUUCAAGGAUUUAGUCUGCCAUUAAUAAGACGUAUUGCACAUGCUUUACUGAAAUGCCUCGUUGUUUUACACAAAGAAAGAAUCAUUCACUGUGAUAUGAAACCGGAAAACAUACUGAUCCGACAAAAAGGUCAAAGUUCAAUAAAGGUCAUCGAUUUUGGGUCAAGCUGUUAUGAACAUCAAAGAGUGUACACCUAUAUCCAGAGUCGCUUUUAUCGUUCGCCAGAAGUGAUUCUUGGGCACCAAUAUAGUAUGGCAAUAGAUAUGUGGAGUUUUGGCUGUAUUUUAUCAGAGUUAUAUACGGGUUAUCCACUGUUUCCUGGCGAAAAUGAAGUAGAGCAAUUAGCUUGUAUCAUGGAGGUAAAUGGUCUCCCGCCAAAUGAAUUUAUCGAAACUGCGCACAGGAGGAGAUUAUUUUUCGAUUCGAAAGGAAAUCCGCGUUGUAUAACAAACAGUAAAGGGAGAAAGCGCAAGCCAAAUACUAAGGAUCUCAGCACUGCCGUUAGAUGCAAUGACCCAGUCUUCCUUGAUUUUCUAAGGCGAUGCUUAGAAUGGGACCCUGCCAUGCGCAUGACACCUGAUGAAGCCAUGAAUCACGAGUGGAUAGUCGAAGGUCGUUUCCAUAAAACUCGUGGGCAAACAAAAGUGGCAACUAGACAGGAAGUCACUUUGGUAAACCAACAGUCCGUCAAUGUGAACGCUAGUAACAAUAUGACUUCGUCAGAUGAUCAAGCGAAUGAUGGCCCGUUUUCAAAAAAGAUCCACAUGAAGUCCAGGCCAGAAAAAAUUGCACUCCCGAACGAUGACUCUACGAGUACAGCUAAUGCAGUCAAGCAGAACAAGCCUACACAGGAUAGCAAAUCAAAACCACAGCCCAAAAAUUCUGACGACGGCAAUUUAACGGAAAAUAAUAAAUUAGCAAAUGGCAAGCCAGAUGGAGAGGAAGAAGUUAAAACUCUUUCUUAUGCGGUACAACCUGAGGCUCCUUCUGAAACUGGUGACGUCACUUCUGGUGUUAGCACCGAUGAUCAAGCGCCCGGAACGACUGAAAGACUACAACCGAUUGGAGCGUCUGAUGCCAGCAUGGUGAUUGAGGAUCAGGACUUAAUUGACAAAAAGCUUCAAAACAUGAAAGCCCUACAAGCUGAAAAAACACCUCGAACGAAAAAACGAGGUCCAGAGAAAAGUGCAGCAAAAUCGGCAAAAAACACAUUUCCGCCUCCCACCACAAUCGUGCAACCAACAACUAAAGAUUCAACGACCAAACUGCCACCUAUUUCGUAAUAGGAAAUUCACCACACAAACUAAGACAUUAAAACCUAAGGCCAUACUAUUUGUAACUUACAUAACAAGAGUUAGGCUAUGUCGAAUUACGAAACAUUCCACGACUGGUUAGCCCAGCCUUAUUCACCCAUUUACCAAGAAGUAGAACUUUACAGAAACAAUUGCAGAGUAUUGUAGAUUUCUCGGUCAAGUUGUUGAUGCAUCACCAACAAUAUUUUAACAAGAUAGAGUUUUUAAUUUAUCUUUUUACGACAAAAAAAAUCCGUUUUUUCAUCUUAAUAAUAGGCGUGUCCUGCAUUGGCGUUGUUUGACUCGAGUUAUUAAUUUCAACAGUCGUUCGUUCCAUGAAACAAUGCACUUAUUGUUACGGUAGAUUUUCCUAUCCUAUAUAAUUCUUUCCUGUUGUGCCUCUUUAUUCAGUUUUCAAUAAUAGA